Messenger RNA from Arvicanthis niloticus (Nile rat), 1773 nucleotides. It is a transcript of the gene Shisa8, whose product is annotated as shisa family member 8. Gene Ontology annotation, biological process: regulation of short-term neuronal synaptic plasticity; regulation of AMPA receptor activity. Gene Ontology annotation, cellular component: postsynaptic membrane; postsynaptic density; AMPA glutamate receptor complex. NCBI's taxonomy places the organism in Eukaryota, Metazoa, Chordata, Mammalia, Rodentia, Muridae. The record is from RefSeq and is a predicted model, not a curated record.
AGAGCCAGAGCGCAGGCACCGCGGAGCGGGCGGCGGGAAGGCAGAGGUGUCCGGCGACCCGCCGCCCGGCGCAGUCCCCGAAAGACCCAGGCCCCGCACGCCUGCCGGGGGCCAGAGGGAGCCGAGAACUGUGCAGGCGAGCACCCGCCGCCCGCUUCCACCGUGCGCAGUCCGAGGUGAACCCCGGAGGAGAACGCGCCCACCGGAGAUCCAGCUCCGCGCACACUUGUGUCUGGAACCUCGGACGCACCAGGAGGCGUCGGACCAGAGCCGCGGGCAGCUGGGCGACCGGUCCCGGAGGGCUCGGGGAGCCCGGGAGAGAGGCCACGCGCCGAGCCAUGCACCGGGAGCAAUAGCAGGAGGAGUGGGCCGCAUGGAGCGCGCUGGGGCGCGGGGACAGCGCUGUGGCCGGCGCCCCCAUGGGCUCCCGCUCGCGCUCCGGCUGGCGCUGCUGCUGGCCGGGUCGCCGUCGGGCCGCGCGGGGGCUCCCGAGGAGCAGGAGACCGCAGCGUCCGGCACGGUGGCACCGGCGGGAGGGGACCGCUGCCGCGGCUAUUACGACGUGAUGGGCCAGUGGGACCCGCCCUUCAACUGCAGCUCGGGCGUCUACAGCUUCUGCUGCGGCACGUGCGGCUACCGCUUCUGUUGCCACGACGGCCCGCGCCGCCUGGACCAAAGCCGCUGCUCCAACUACGACACACCGGCCUGGGUGCAGACUGGCCGGCCGCCUGCCCGCGCCCGUGACACCGUCGCCCCGCGCGACCCUGCCCGCGAGCGCAGCCACACUGCGGUCUACGCGGUGUGCGGUGUCGCCGCGCUACUUGUGCUGGUCGGCAUCGGGGCACGUCUGGGCCUGGAGCGAGCGCACAGCCCCCGCGCUCGGCGCACGGUGACCAGGACACUGACAGAACUUCUCAAGCAGCCAAGCCCCCAAGAACCAUUGCCUCCGCCUCUGGGUCCACCCCUGGGUAACUGUGUGCAGGUACAAAUGGGUGACGGUGUUCUCCGGGGUUCCCCCCACAACAGCACAGACAAGAAACGCCUCAAUAAUGUGCCUCUGGGGUCCGUCACCCCGGGACCCCCGCGCGGCCCGAGGCUGCAGGGUGGUGGCAGUCUGACUUUGCAGCCUGACUACUCCAAGUUUGCUACUCUCAAAGCAGCUGCGCUCAAGGCCACAGAGGCUGCACCCCAGGACUUCUAUCAACGUUUUUCCUCUACCGAGACGGGCCCGCGGACCCUCCCUGCACGGGCCCCGCGGCCUCCGGAGGACUUGCCUGCGCUGCUCGACGCCUGUCCCUGGGCCCCUCCGGGUUACGUACCUCCCGCCGGCCCGGUCUCAUCGGUCCCUUAUGCCGCCUGGACUGCCGGCCGCCCCGCGAGGCCGCUGCCCCGUAGCCACUUGGUGGCUCAGGUCUCCCCGGCGCCCCGGCGGCCCAGCCACGCGCCGCGGCGUCAGUUCAGCGUGGAGAAGCUGCCGGAGGCCUUCAGCGCGCAGCCCGCGAGCUUUUACAGCAGCGCGGGCAGAGGACCCCGGCACCUGAGCACCAACAGCAAAGCUGAGGUCACUGUCUAAAGCGGCACCAUUGGAGCCUUCUGCAGGGUCCUGGGCCCCAGGUCGUUGAGUUACAGUGCGGGCUUCAAUACAAACAGAAUGAGGACAUUCGGAGCCUGUGGCUAAAGGGCCAAAAGGGUAGGGCCAGGUGUUCUCUCCUUGGGAAUGUAGGGCUAUCCUUACCUAUGUAAAUAAACCCUCUAAUGUGGUUCCUGUCCCAA